This is a messenger RNA of Heterobasidion irregulare TC 32-1, 2233 nucleotides long. RefSeq lists its product as uncharacterized. Lineage: Eukaryota; Fungi; Basidiomycota; Agaricomycetes; Russulales; Bondarzewiaceae. Bases 385 to 1629 code for a protein of 414 amino acids. The transcript has 3 exons. The record is from RefSeq and is a predicted model, not a curated record.
GAAGCCCAGAAGCCUCCCUCGCUCGCGUCGCAGUGAGCAUUUACAGUCAGGAAAGGAGAGGAGAACUCCGCCCUAGAGGAGCGCCGUAAUUUCGUCACGUCACCGCGUCCGAACUUCGAACAUUUUAUUCCAAGUUUCGCAGGCCCUGCUUCCUCUCUCCCUCACUACAUAUCAUUGUCCCUCCUCUGUUCUCCCCUAAGCGCCUAUCGUCGCACUCGUAUUUAUACCUCUCAUAUCUAUCAGCCGCAUCGCCCCUCGUUCCCCACGACCCACAUACAGCCAGCGAUCGAACUACCUUCAAGCUCUGUACAAUCCACAUAACAUCGCGGUAUACCCACCCACCCAAUAGCUGCACAGAUCGUCCCGAGCCAGACCACCGCCAUCAUGCCGGCCCUCACCCUGACAGACAUGCCCGAAGAGCUCCUCGAGCGAAUCCUUCUCUUCGCCCUCUCGCCUCACCCCGCCCCUGCCCCUGCCCCCGCCCUCACCUCGUCCCCUGCCCUGUCCUCCGCAGCCUCCCGCCUCGCCCCGCUCUACACCUGCCGUCUUCUCGCCCGCAUCGGCGCCCCGCAUCUCUACCGUGCCCCACGCAUCCGCAGCGCCCGCGCCGCCCGCCUCCUCGCCCGCACCCUCGAGUCCUCUCCCGCCCUCGCCCGCUGCGUGCGCAAACUCCGCGCCUGUGCUUCCUACGCCGCCCUCGCCGUCGUCUUCCGCGCAUGCGGCGCCGCCUCGCUCCCGUCGUCUCCUUCCGAGCCCAGGCGCGCGCUGGAACUGCUUGACCUCACGCUCGAUGCGGGCGUGGACGACGCCGAGAUGGAGGGAAAGGACGUCGAAGGCGGGCGGUGCUUCGGCGACGCACUGGCCGCGCUCGACGUCCGCGUACUCGUGCUGCGCAAGCGCGAGGCCUACCUCACGCAAGAGCGGCCCAAGGCAGUCAUGGAAGGCCUCGCGAGGGCGGUCACGAAAUGGCAGAGCCUCACAUCCGUGACCAUCGCGUUUCGCCUGUCCGAUCCCUCCCGCACACGCUCGCGCUCUGAGCCGGGCUCCCGCCCGUCGACACCCCCGUCCGCCGCAUCGGCCGCCGCACAUCCUGAGCACGCCGCCGCCCUCGCGAGCGCGGAUGCGGACGCGGACAACUCGGGCGCCCCACUGACGCUGCCCGCUGCCCUCGCGCGCUCUCCGCGCCUGCGCACGCUGCGCGCGUCGCUGCCGGCCGUGUGGAACCCCGCGCUGCUCCGCAUGAGCAAGAACCCCGCGCUCGAGCGCAUCGUGCUGACUGUUCCCCGCACCCGCGCGCGCGCGAGCCCUGCGCAUCCCAUGCACGUCGCAGACGCCUCUGCAGACGUUGCGGAGGAGCGCGUGUCGGAGUGGGACACGGACGACGAGGACGCGCGGGAGGAGGUGCUCGGGUGGGGGUCUGGCCCGCAGCUGUGGAUGAUGGAGGCGAAGAAGCACGCGCGGCUCAUGGAACUUAUCAAAGCUGGCAGUCCGAUGGUCCGCGCCCGCGCGCAUACACUCAACGCCAGCAUCGCUCUCGGCAUGGGCGUCGGCGCUCGCCGUCGGAGCCUUUCCCCCCCUGCCGAGCACAAAGACGAGCACCCCGUUCCCGCACCCGUAUCGACAUUCUAAACAGAUGACGUCAGUACUCGCUAUGACGACAAGAACAACGAGGAAUGUAGUAGAAGACACACACCACACACAAAGAAGAGAUACCCGCAUCGUGUAUAUAGCGUCGCAUCCUGAUACCCCGCAUCGCUUCCGCUAUCCUGUUUUUCCUCUCCCUUUCGACGACUUUCCUUUGGUUUUUUCUUAACUUUUUUUCUUCGUUUCUUGUCUUUUUUUCCAUGUUUGAUCGCGUACAGCUAUAAUACGGCCGCCUCUACCGCACGCUGCCCUGUCAUUUCGAGGCUCUUGUUGAUGAACACUUCUUAUUACGCCCGGCCCAAGACUUAUGGUCCUCUCUUUCCACUGCUACUUUCGGCUCCUUGCAUUCCUUCCCGCCUUCGCACUGUCUCUUUACGACUUUUCUCUCUCUCUCGCACAGACUUUCCUUUCUUUUAGUAUUAGUUUGGUAUCCUUGGUUUGGUCUGGUCCGUCCGGCUCCAGUUUGGCUCAGCGCUAAUUGCUUGUUACUUAUUUACGACGUGGCUUGUGGGUUCUUUAUUCGCUGGCAAUGCUAGUUAAUUCUUGAAGGUAUGAUACCAUGCGUGCGCGGCGAAUCGGUUUCGAGGAG